Molecule: messenger RNA, 2734 nt
Organism: Toxoplasma gondii ME49
Lineage: Eukaryota; Apicomplexa; Conoidasida; Eucoccidiorida; Sarcocystidae
Product: radical SAM domain-containing protein
Exons: 11
Coding region: 412-2514 (700 amino acids)
Biological process (GO): rRNA base methylation; tRNA methylation
Molecular function (GO): RNA methyltransferase activity; iron-sulfur cluster binding
Source: RefSeq, a predicted model, not a curated record
UUCGCUUUUCCUGUCCUCCUCAGGAAGUCUUCGACCCCAAAGCCGGGUGUCUGUCUUUUGGAAGAGUUCGCGAGGCAGUUGCAGCAGACCGAGAGUUUUCGACAUCUCGAAGAGUCAAGCUCACUCGCCUUCUGCGUGACUGAAACACGGUGAACCUCGCGAACGGCGCUUUGACGCUUCUCCAAGUUCGUUGAAGAGACAUCUGCCGUCGUACAGUGUCUCGCAGUCGUUCGUGACCUCUUCUUCCCUUUCUCCCUACUCUCUCUGUUCUUCCUGUCUUUCUUCUUUUCCUUCUUUUCUCCUCUCUCUUCUCCCUCUGUUCUUCCUGUCUUUCUUCUUUUCCUUCUUUUCUUCUCUCUCUUCUCCCUCUGUUCUUCCUGUCUUUCUUCUUUUCCUCCCAACGCUCCGAUCAUGCAGCGCCUCUCGACUCUGAGGGCCGCAGAGUUGCCUGUGCGUUGGAAACUCUCGGUGUCUCCUCCUGUCUCCUCUGCAGGUGUCAGGAACGGCUGCGAGGCGCCCCGAUGCAGCGCAGCCAGAAGACGUACGUCUCUGUCUCCGUCUGUUUCGAAGCAGCGACUCUCCCUGCUCGGCAAAACGCCCGCCUCCCAUUUAGACCUUCCUCAGUCACGUCUCGCGUUUUCGCGAUGGUCGCCUUCUCCGACCAGCACAACUUCCUUCUCUUCUCCCGCUUCUUCUUGCUCUUCUUCUUGCUCUUAUUCUUGCUCUUCUUCUUGCUCUUCUUCUUGCUCUUCUUCUUCUCCUUCUUGCUCUGCUUCUCUUCGUUCUGCUCCUUGGUGCCAUCCGCUCCCUUGGUCCUCUUCUCCAGGUACUGUCUCGCGUUCGCCUCUCCUCCGUCCUUCGCGCGAGCUCUGCUCCGCCUCGACAGCUACUCGACUUCUCUGUGUCUCGGAUUCCUCGUGUGUUGCGACGAACGGCGCCUGUUCUUCUCUCUCUGUCGUCACUUUUUCUCCUCCAUCCUGUCGCUCGCAGCUCUUCUUCGCUUCUUCCCUCUCUUCGUCUCCCUCUUCUUCGUCUCCGUCUUCUUCAUCUUCCUCUUCUUCGUCUUCCUCUUGUUCGUCUCCCUCUUCUUCGUCUCCGUCUUCUUCAUCUUCCUCUUCUUCGUCUUCCUCUUGUUCGUCUCCCUCUUCUUCGUCUCCCUCUUCUUCGUCUCCCUCUUCUUCGUCUUCCUCUUCGUCUUCUUCUCUUUUUCCGCCGACGCCAUCUCCGCGUCUGCGGCAGAUUCAGGCACUCGUGAAGGAGCAGAAUUUCGAGACGUUUCGUUACAAGCAAAUUCUGGAGCAGAUGUAUCGCCCUGCGCUUCGACAGGGGAAAGCGUCUUCUUCUCUGGACGCAUCGCUCGCGGAUGCUUGUUCUCUCUCGCGCAUGCAGAGUGUAGGACGGCCGCUCCUCAAGGCGCUGUCCGACCUCUGUGGGCGCAUGUACGCCGGCAACCGCGCGAAACAGGCUCCAGGAGAAAAGCGAGAGACGCAUGCAUCAGAAGAAGGCGAAUCAGCGGCGGGAGGAGAUGCGGGAGGGAGACGGCGCGGAGGAAACGAAGCGAGAAACUGGACGCCUCGGGAAAGCUUUCUGAGUCUCGAGUCGCUUCAGGAAUCCACUGACAAGAAUGCAAGGAAGAUCUUGUUUCGAUGCAGACAGGACGACGCGCGAGUAGAAGCAGUCGCCCUUGCCUUUCCUCGCCAUGUCUCUCUCUGUAUCUCAUCUCAGGCAGGUUGUGCGUUCAACUGCAGCUUCUGCUCCGUUGGAAAAUCGGGAUUUCUGCGCCAGCUCUCUGCAGACGAGAUCACCGACCAAGUGCUCUUCUUUCUUCGUCAGGGAAUCAAAAUCGACUCCGUUUCGUUCAUGGGAAUGGGAGAGCCGCUGGCGAAUCCGAAGAUGUUCGACGCAAUCCGCAUUCUCACAGAUCCCCUGCUGUUCAACUUUAGCGCGCGCAAGCUGGCUGUCUCUACACUCGGUGUGCUUCCGGGCAUCAAGAAGCUCACUGAGGAGCAUCCGCAGGUGAACCUCGCGUUUUCGCUUCACUCCCCCUUCCCCGAGGAGCGCAACAUCCUCGUUCCUGCAAAUCGCAUGUUCCCUAUGGAAGAAGUUUUCGACCUUCUCGACGAACGCCUCGCCAAGACCGGCCGCCGCAUUUGGAUUUCGUACAUCCUCAUCAAGGGACGCAACAACACAGAAGAGCAUGCAAAGGCUCUUGCGGCGCUGCUACGCGAGAGACGCAGACCGACGCGUCACCUCUAUCACGUUAAUGUCAUUCCUUACAACACAGCUCAGGGCGUGGAAUCCAGCAUGCAACCGCCUUCCGCCGCUGAAGUAAAUCAUUUUACGGAUCUGUUGCGGAAGCUCCAUUUGUCGGUUUCUCGCAGGCACACCAUCGGAUCGGCGAUCGACGCUGCUUGUGGGCAGAUGCAUGCAGAGUAUGAAGUUGGACAGUUAACAAAGCAGCGAAAGGCGCAGCAAGCCGACCGCAAAAAAGAGAUUCUGGAACGAGGAACCUGAUGGAUGGGCGACAGUCUUCGUGGAGUGUUCGAGAGAUGCGAACCUCGCAGAGUGGGCAGAAAAAAACUUCUCUUCGCCUCUCUCGAGGUGAUGCUUCUGCUCUCUCUCUGUCCUGCGGCGUGAUACAGAAAAAUACUGAGAACUGCGUUGUCAAAAAAUUCUUUUAAAUCUUCUCCUGAAGGCGUUCGUCUAGUAUAUGUGGGCAUACGUAUGAUGAGGG